Messenger RNA from Saccostrea echinata, 4201 nucleotides. RefSeq lists its product as uncharacterized. Lineage: Eukaryota; Metazoa; Mollusca; Bivalvia; Ostreida; Ostreidae. The transcript is spliced from 8 exons. The record is from RefSeq and is a predicted model, not a curated record. Bases 6 to 2090 code for a protein of 694 amino acids.
AAAUCAUGGCUACAUGUACCAGUACUCCAAGAGACUUAGAUACAGAUGCUCAAGUUAUUGAUGAGAGAUCUCUUCCUACAGGACCAAAGCACCAAUACAAUGGACCUAACAGAAUAAGUAAUGCGGAAGUCUACAGGAAUGAUCCAAGGUAUCCUAGAAAUGCUACACAAGAAGCUGUGGAGCCGUUCGAGCUGGUUCACUUUGUUUUUGUAUCAGCCAAAGAGGAUUUUUCAAAAUUUGAGGAAUUCAGAAUCUGGUUUCAAAGGAUUGUAUACACAAUAGAAAAUGGAAAAUUUGUAAAAAUUGAGACCCACGAUAGCGAAGAGUUUCCUCCAGCACAUGAUGAUAAUGUUCAUGACAUAUGUGAGAGAGCAAUAUACAUCCUACCAUUUCUCACCAAGAACUACUGUUCAGACAAAAAGCUUCAAUUUUUCACUAGUGAAGGUAUUGGCAAAACAAGACUUGAUCCAACAACACCAACUGGGCACUGCUCAAAAGUUGUUAAAGAUCAAAAGAUGUACUGCAUCAGGCCAGUUCUAACAGCAAACCCCCAAGCUGGUGAAUAUUCUAUUCCAACAGGUCUUACUAUGAUGCGAGGCAUUGAUUACUACUGCAAGGAUGAAAAUCCGGGAUUUGUUCAGAAACAAGUCAUUGGCAUGGUAAAAACAGCCAUUGCGAAGUUCCAGGAGAGAGAGAAUGCCAUGAUCGCAGCUCUCACAGGAAAUGAUAAUUUUUUGGAUGAUUUUGAUCGUCGCUUUGAGCAGAUGUGUGGACCACCACCAACGCCAGAGAUGUUCAUGAAUAGUGCUUCAAAGGAAGUGACAUAUUAUAAUACAGAGAAUAUUUUCAACAUUAACAGCAUGCCCGAUGUACAUACUUUGCAAGGUAGAUCUGUAGUCCAAGAACAAGGAGAGGAAAGGGCAGAGGUCAGAGAGGGGUCACCACUGAUAAAUGGCAGAUCCCAAGCCGCAACAGGGAAUAGACAAAGUGGUAUUCAAGAGUCUCAAGGACAAAACACCACAAGUCAAAGUAGCUCAGCAGAAGCAAGUGGAGGUGAAGACAGCAGUACCUUGGAUUCUUCUGAAAGAGAUAUUUCUCUGGAGGUUGACAAUGGGUCACUGAGUAGGAGUCCAACAGACAAAGAAAAAUCUGAGAGAAGUCAGGAUCAGCUUAUGAGGAAAGAAGUCUGUUCAACUCCUACAAAACCAGGUCCUGGUUUGGGGGCUCAAAAGCCUCCAGAUGAUGAAGUUGUAAUGAAUUAUGAUUCAUACACAGAACCGGCUAUAGCAUAUGUUGCCAAGGCUGCAGCUAGCAACACUCAGGAGAAGGAAACUGUAGGAAAACCAGCGAAAAAAGGCAAAAAGCCUAAGGAGACGUUUAAUAUUGUCAUCAGCAACUGCAAUGUAGUACAGAUUGGGGAUGGAUCAGCUCUUCAUACUUCAAAUAUCAAAGGACAGAGAAAAGCAGAUCUAGGUAGGAAUCUCAGCAACGACACAACCUGGAAUGACUUAAGCACAACAAAGCCUGGAAUUAGAGGGGAGGAGAUGACCCAGUGUCAGAGACCAAAGGGUUCAGAAAGUGAUAACGAGACUGUGAUCCAGGACAACAUCCCAAGUGACUACAGUCCUACAGGUCUGGCCUCAACUGCUACAGAGACAGUACAGGGAGACAGAAAUACAGGUGAUUACUCUGAGAAUCUCGGCAGUGAUCCAGAGGUUUCAAACUCAGAUAUGAUGGACUCUUUUCUGGACAACCUGUUGAACGAUCCCUCCCUAGAAUCCCUCCCACCUCUCGGAGGAGGCACAUAUCCCCAAGCAAUCUGCCUUUCUAGGUUGCCCGAGUUUGCAUUUCCUUCAGGCUCUAUAGAGCCAAGCUUUAGUUCUAACUCACAGGAGCCUGCCUUUAGCUCAAACUCACAUGAGUCUGCCUUAAUCUCAAUCCCACAUGAGCCUGUCUUCAGACUCUGUAAGAAUACACUGAAGAGAUACAACAGUUGUGACAGUGGCUACCAUUCUCACUUCAGCCAUGUGUACAAGAGUUCUACAUCGGCCAUUGGAGAUGGAGAAAAAUAUGAAGAUGAUGUGGACUGAGGGGUGGAUCAAACAAUUUUCAUAACUUUAUUUAUUGAAAUAUCAACAGCUGGAUACAGAGUUUGUUCUGUUAUAUCUUGAAUUAUUCGUGCAUUUGACAGUAAAGAACUCGGUAUUAGAAAUGAGAGUUGAGGGACAGUCAUACAAGACUUUAAAAUAAAUGAGUCAGAGUGAAAGAUUGCAUUAAUGAAUGCAAAAUACUUAACUCUUUCAAUAUACCCCCUGGUAGCUAGUUUGAAAAAGUGCAUUUUUAUUGCAUGUAUAUUUUUUGUAUUGUGAUACAGCUAAAAAUCACACAUGAACACUAAAAACAUGAAAAACAAAAAAAAAAGAUAAGAAAAAAAAAUUUUAAAAAGGAGGAAAGAAAGUAAAAUCAAAGAAAAAAAUGCUAUAUAUGAAAUGUUUCAUAUCUACAAUGUAUACUGCACAUCUAUUCAAGUGAAUAUCUUUUAUGUUUUAUCAAUUAUUUCUGCAAAAAAAGUUACAGGACUGAACUUUUGGAAUGGUUUUGUGAAAAAAUAUUCCAUUUUUGUAUGAAGAAGUCAUUUGAUUAUAAUGUCAUUAUCUAGACUGUAAUUAGAUUUGAGAAAAAAUGAAUACAGGUAUGUUUGAAGUAUUAUUUAGUAUGAGGAAAUGCAUGAAUUGUCUGAUACAGACAAUUGUAUGUAACUUAAAAAAUUAACAUACACAUAUAUCUUGUUAUGACAGAUGUUAACAUACAGUCAAACCUUGUUAUCUCGAACUUGAUGGGACCGAGAAAAAACUGAGAGAUAUCUGAGGAUUUGAGGUAUCCAGGGUAAAAUACUUAAAGAAUAAGGGUCGGGACUUCAAAAUCACUUCAACAUAUUCGUGGUAUUGGAGAUAUCAGUGUUCAAGAUACCGAAGUUCAACUGUAUAUUAUUUGGACUUUAUCUUAAGUGAACAUUAGUUUAUUAAACAACGAAGAUGAAUUACACAUUUUAUAAGACAGCUAAAAGUGUUGUAUGACUCUAGAGGGCCCUUACUGAUGACACACCUGUACCUUAUUGUCACAAUCAUGGCGGAAAUGUACGAUCCUAGCUCUCCCAUUCUGGAUGGGACGUUGAAUGAGAAGAAUAUAUGUGUAGAACUUCAGUCAUUAUUAAGCCUUACAUUAUGCAGAUGAUACAUGGCAAUUAUAAUUGAAAAUCCAGCUAAUAAAUGGUGUCUAACGUUAUGAGGCAUUACCAUAGAUUGUUUUGAACAUCAACCACAAACCAUUCAUCAAUCAUAUAUCCUAAUUGUACGUGUUAUCAGCAAUAACUUUAUAAAAUGGUAAACAAUUUGAGUAAUGCACAACUUUGAGUGUGACCUUUGUAUAAUUUUACACACCAGGCCUUAUUUACACUACCAUAUAUUAUAAUGUCAGAUGUGAUUGUGCAAAGAUUUACUGCAAUUUGGAAAAUCUUUUUUUAUUUGCAAGAACUUUAUUUUUGAGUAGUUAUGCAAGACUAUCCAGUCGCUAAAAUUUCAUUCUCAUAUAUAUAUAUAUAUUUACAUCUAUUUAAUAUGAUUAAAGAUUAUAUAUAAUUAUAACAAUAUCAAUUUUGUGAAAAUUUUGACUUGCUUAUAAAUACAAUACUUAUGACUAAAAUAAUUUUAAAAGGUGUCACGGAAAUGUAUUGAUCUACAGUAUCAAUUAAGCGUGUAUUUUAUUCAUCACCAAAUUAAAUUAAACCUGCUGAAGAAAACUUUAUCUCAUAUUGUAGGUUCUACAGCUAUGCAUGGCUAUAAGUAUGUGAUAUUUCAUAAUUAUGUGAUAAUUAUGUUGUAAUGUUAGAAAAUAGUUUUCCUUAGCUCUAAUGUUCUGUUGAUGAUUGGUUGUAUUAUGUAUAAUUCUGAUUCAGAAAUGAGUGUAACAACAAUUAUAAUUUAUAUUAAAGAAUUCUUCACUUUUAUUUUGUAUAAGUUUAAUGUUUUCAAUCACAUUGGAAACACCACCCACUGCUUGAAAAAUACAUGCAUAAUUUAUGCAUUAGCAUGAGGACCACAUAUUGCUAAAAGCAUGUUACGUUACAUUGUAUUUAAUGUAUACGACCAUAUUUUGUUCCUAAUAAAUGAAUGGUCUGAAUAUUUUUAAUAAUGGUAGCAUA